CCUGGGAUGGUGGGAGUGUCCCCUGGGACGGUGGGAUCAUCCUUUGGGAUCGUGGGAGCAUCCCUUGGGGUUGUGGGAUCAUCCCCUGGGAUCGGGUCAGCGCCGCCAAGAGCCACGAGUUCAGCCGGGAGCCCAGCCUCAACUGGGUGGUGAACUCCGUGAACUGCAGCCUGUUCUCGGCCGUGCGGGAGGAUUUCAAGGCGCUGAAGCCGCUGCUCUGGGACGCGGUGGACGAGGAGAUCUGUCUGUCCGAGUGUGACAUCUACAGGUACCGACCCUUCCUGUACAUCUGUCUGUCCGAGUGUGACAUCUACAGGUACCGACCCUGCCCUUCC
Messenger RNA from Pipra filicauda (Wire-tailed manakin), 335 nucleotides. RefSeq names its product MAF1 homolog, negative regulator of RNA polymerase III (gene MAF1). Gene Ontology annotation, molecular function: RNA polymerase III core binding. NCBI's taxonomy places the organism in Eukaryota, Metazoa, Chordata, Aves, Passeriformes, Pipridae. Gene Ontology annotation, cellular component: nucleus. Gene Ontology annotation, biological process: negative regulation of transcription by RNA polymerase III. The record is from RefSeq and is a predicted model, not a curated record. The annotation marks the transcript as partial. The transcript has 2 exons.